Exaiptasia diaphana is the source of this 1087-nucleotide messenger RNA. RefSeq names its product E3 ubiquitin-protein ligase DZIP3. The record is from RefSeq and is a predicted model, not a curated record. The transcript is spliced from 3 exons. NCBI's taxonomy places the organism in Eukaryota, Metazoa, Cnidaria, Anthozoa, Actiniaria, Aiptasiidae. Bases 101 to 829 code for a protein of 242 amino acids.
AGUCAGUCAAGAACAGAUUUUGCGGCACUCCUUAAUACUUCGAUAGCUCACCGCUUUAGAUCAAGACUCCAAACCUUCUAUUGAAAGGCAGAAAAUCAAGAUGGCUACUACUGGAUGGUCAACAACUACAAAAGAAAACACCAACUUUUCUCGUUUGUGUAAAUUACUCAUCGAUGGAGGAACUCAUGUCCUUAGAAAGAUCUUUGAUGGCAAACAUCCACCUCACGAUCUAAAGAAACAUUUGAUGGAUCGCAGAAAUCAUCGUAUUUUGAAGAAUUUGAAGACUACAAACAUACUAAGAGGAGAUCAAUGGAGCAAACUUUAUCCAAGUGUAGAUGCUCCAACAUCUGGAAGUUUUGAUAUUACUCUCUUAAGUCUGCUGUUGCGCAAUAUCUGCAACUUGCCAACUCCUGCCAAUGGAUGGAGUAACGAGCCCGCAGCGACAAGUAUUAGUCAAGAAGAUGAUAUUGUAAGGGUGAAAUUGUACCGCAACAAACUGAGCCACAUCUCUGAACCAGCUCUAUCAGACGCUGAUUUCAAUAAGUACUGGAACGACAUUGAAACUGUUUUGCUAAGACUUGGAGCAGACAUGGCAGCCAUUGAUAGUCUGAGAACGCAAUCAAUGGACCCUGAAGAUGAAGAAUACUACAACGAGUGCUUGAAAGAAUGGGCCAAGAACGAGGAAAGACUAUUGCAGGCAAUCCAUGGACUAGAGGAAAAAAUGGAAAACCUGCUAAAGACAUCACACAACAGGCCUGUAAGACCAACAUCUGAAGACAAAUAUUGGUACAUACGUUGCAACACUAGACAACCGCAACAACACAGUUGACAGUGAAAGAAAUCAAGGAGAAGAACGAAAAGCAAUGCACGGGGACAGGAUGUUAUGUUAAUUUUUUACAAGAUAGACCCGGAAUAAUUUUACUCCAUUUCUUUUCGUACUUCAAUAAAUUAUCAUUUGAUUUGGCUAUUUUGUAUUUAAUGUUUUAUUGUAGUUGGGAAAAUUUUUAAGAUGUCAAGUGUAGGAAUUCUUUUCAUGUUUCGGAACUUAUAAAUAGAGUAAUUCUAUAGCAUAUAAUUAUAUAUAUAG